Molecule: messenger RNA, 891 nt
Organism: Drosophila subpulchrella
Lineage: Eukaryota; Metazoa; Arthropoda; Insecta; Diptera; Drosophilidae
Product: chymotrypsin-1
Exons: 2
Coding region: 87-833 (248 amino acids)
Biological process (GO): proteolysis
Molecular function (GO): serine-type endopeptidase activity
Source: RefSeq, a predicted model, not a curated record
CGCCGACGGCAUUGCGCAUUUCCAAUCCAACCGUCGUGGGCAGCUGAACCACCGAAUAUAAAACUUAAGAAAUAAUCCCCCAUACGAUGCAGCAGAGAUCCCUGAUUUUGGGCCUGAUCGGCUUGACCCUGGUGGGCGUCUGCCACGCCAGUGGGCGGAUCAUGGGCGGCGAGGAGGCGGACCCCACUGCCACGCCCUACGCCGCCUCCCUGCGCGUGGACAACGCCCACGUGUGCGGGGCAUGCAUUAUCUCCGAGACCAAGGUCCUGACCACCGCCCACUGUGUGCACCGCGACGGGAAUCUAAUCGAUGUCAGUCGCCUUUCGUGCCGAGUGGGCAGCACCAAUCAGUACGCCGGCGGAAAGAUAGUGACUGUGGAAUCGGUCGUGGUCCAUCCGGACUACUACCAGCUGACGAACAACCUGGCCGUGAUCACGCUGAGUUCCCCGUUGGCCUACACGGAGCGCAUCAAGGCCAUUCCGGUGGCCGCCAGCGGAGAGGCACUGCCCGCCGAGGGGUCAGAGGUCAGUGUGGCCGGCUGGGGUCGCACCACCGACGGCACCACCUCCUACAAGAUCCGGGAAAUGUCGCUGACGGUGGCCCAGGAGUCGGCCUGCCUGGACGCCUACAGUGACCACAACGAGGACAGCUUCUGCCUGGCCCACGAGCUCAAGGAGGGCACCUGCCACGGCGACGGAGGCAGUGGCGCCGUCUACGGGGACAAGCUGAUCGGCCUGACCAACUUCGUGGUGGGCGCCUGCGGAUCCCGCUACCCGGACGUCUUUGUGCGCCUCUCCAGCUUCUACGACUGGAUCCAGGAGCAGAUCGCUUAGGACUGGAACUACUCUACAUAUCCCCCUCCCAAAAAAAAAAAAAAAUAAUAGUUAUUUC